GCAUGUGACGUGGCAUCUCCAAACUCACUUUUUAUUUACCCAAACUCAACCCCAACCCCUCAAACACAACACAAAACAACACAACACAACACAAAUUUCUCGCUCUCAUUCGCUCUCUCGAUUCUACUAUUCUCUCCUUUCUUCCGUCAACGGCGCUUCUCACUGUGGCCACCGGGUGAACCUUUCCGGUCUGUGGACACGCUUUAAUGUACAGAAGCAGCAAUAUUGUGGCUAGGAUUUUUAAUCGUCAGAUUUGUACUCCUCCUCCUGGCACUAGUGUUCAUCAUGCUCGGUGUUUCUAUGAAAAUUUGGUGCCAAGUUACACUAUUUAUGAGGUUGAGUGCCCAGACCACUUGUUUCGUAAAUUCACUGAUGAUGGACAGUACCUUAUAAGUUUCAGCAGAAAUUAUCAGGAGCUGAUCGUUUAUAGGCCCAGAUGGCUUUCGUUUUCAUGCAAAGAUGAAGAUUGCGAUAAACAUGAUUUGCCAUCUAGAGCUAAAAGAUUUGACAGUUUUUUCACCCAACUAUAUUGUGUACCACUUGCUUCUUGUAAUGAGCUUAUAUGUAAAGAUUUCUUUCUUUACUUGGAGAGCCAGCAAUUUGGACUGUUUGCUACUUCAACGCCUGCCCAAGUUUCUGAUGCACCUGCUGUAGGAGGAGCUGUCCAUGGUGUUCCUUCAAUUGAAAAGAUAACUUUCCACCUCUUGAGACUGGAAGAUGGAGAGAUCUUGGACAAGAAGGUCUUCUGUAACGACUUUGUUAAUUUAACCCAUAAUACGGGUGUCUUCUUGUAUGAUGACCUAUUGGCAAUUGUAUCACUUCGCUAUCAAACUAUACAUGUUCUUCAGAUAAGAGAUGCUGGUAACCUUGUUGAUGUACGGGCUAUUGGGGAAUUCUGCCGUGAAGAUGACCAGCUUUUUCUCAAUUCCAAUGCUCAGCUCCAGUUUCCUGGGAAUCACAUUGAAAAUCCAAUGCAUCAAGGCCAGACUAAUCCGGAGAAUUCUUUCCUGAGUGGAAUAAAACAGCGAUUGCUUUCAUUCAUAUUCCAGGGACUNUGGANUGAAGAAAGAGAUGAAACAUUGAGGAUUCAAGGGCUUAGGAAGAAGUUUUACUUCCACUUUCAAGAUUAUGUUGAUUUGAUUAUCUGGAAGGUACAAUUCUUGGACCGACACCAUUUGCUAAUCAAGUUUGGUAGUGUAGAUGGAGGGCCUCAGGUGUCACGAAAUGCUGAUCACCACCCUGCUUUUGUUGCUGUAUAUAACAUGGAUACAACUGAAAUCGUAUCAUUUUAUCAGAAUUCUGCAGAUGAGCUUUAUCUGUUGUUUGAGCAGUUCUGUGACCACUUUCAUGCAACAUCAAGAAAUUUAAUGUAUAUGAAUUUCAUAUCUUCUCAUUCAAACAAUAUCCAUGCACGGGAACAGCUACGGAGCAUAAAAGAUAAGGCAAGCAACCCUUCACAGUUUGUGAAGAAGAUGCUUGCUUCUUUGCCUUUCAGCUGUCAGUCUCAGAGUCCUUCUCCUUACUUUGAUCAAUCUCUUUUCCGGUUUGAUGACAAGCUGAUUUCUGCAACUGAUCGACAUAGGCAGUCAACUGACCAUCCAAUCAAGUUCAUUUUAAGGAGGCGUCCAUAUUCUCUCAAAUUUAAGAUCAAACCAGGUCCUGAAGCUGGUAGUAUGGACGGUCGUGCAAAAAAGAUCUCUUCGUUCCUUUUUCAUCCAAUUUUGCCCCUUGCCCUCUCCGUUCAGCAGACUAUGUUCCUGCAGCCUUCAGUAAAUAUCCACUUUCGAAGAUGAGCGUAGAAUUAUAGAUUAAGAAGAAAAAUGAGUGUAGAUUUACUUGUCAUCGUCAUCCACUGCUGAAUCAAGAGGAUGUAUAUUUAGUCGGUACUUCCAAAAUGUAUUUCAAUCAGAUUCUAAUGAUUGCCGUUACAGUACUUUUAAAUUUUGCUCUUUUGAUUUUAAAGUUUAAUUAACGGUUGUCUGAUGUCAGAAAUAUAGCAUUACACACUUAUUCAAUCCCUGAUAAGAUUCUCAACAAAGCUUUUUCAUCUGUCUA
Molecule: messenger RNA, 2055 nt
Organism: Vigna radiata var. radiata (mung bean)
Lineage: Eukaryota; Viridiplantae; Streptophyta; Magnoliopsida; Fabales; Fabaceae
Product: light-mediated development protein DET1
Exons: 12
Coding region: 207-1793 (528 amino acids)
Biological process (GO): carbohydrate metabolic process; protein ubiquitination; positive regulation of proteasomal ubiquitin-dependent protein catabolic process
Cellular component (GO): nucleus; cullin-RING ubiquitin ligase complex
Molecular function (GO): ubiquitin protein ligase binding; ubiquitin-like ligase-substrate adaptor activity
Source: RefSeq, a predicted model, not a curated record